AUGCGGGGAGCCGCGCAGCGGCUGACGCUCCAGGAGCUUCGACGCUUGCAGCAGAAGGCCACUACGGAGGCUGUGGGAAGCACCAAUGUGAACGUCGACAGCGAAGGCGCAGAAAGAGGAGUUGGCACCGAAGAACCCCAACAGAAGGGGAAUGGGCCAUCUGGAAAGACGCUUGACACUUUUAAGAAGGGCAGAGCCGCUACCAAAGUGAAGAACCGCAGCAACAACAAAGCGCCUAGAGAAUUCGGAUGUCGCAGGCGCGUGAGAACGCACGGAGCGCUCGUGCUUCCGGACGGGGAAGCUGCAGCAGGGCCUUUGUUGCUGGCAGCAGCGCCAGUAGCUUCAGCAGCGACAAGGAGUCCGACUGCAACAACGCCUGAGGUAGAGGCGUAUCGGAAAGCGGUAGCAGCUCAUCAGCUGAGGAAGCUGCGGGGGGGUCUUGAGCAGCGCAGUGCUGGCGCGAAAAGCCGAGAUCCGCGAUUCUCGAGUCUGUGUGGGGAUCUUAAUGUUUCUUCGUGUUCGAAGGCGUAUGCUUUUGUAGAGGAGCAGCAACAGCAGCUGAUGAGGCAGCUGCAACGCGUAGUCAGGACGGGCAGGGUGCCAGAGGGUACUGAUGGCGAAAGCAGCAAAGGGCGAAAAGCCAGUGCUGCCGAGAGGGAGCAGGCAGCAAAGCAGCUGCAGAAAUUAGAGUCGCAACAGCAGCAGCGCGAGAGACGCGCAGCAACUGCGGCUCUGAAGGCCACACUGAGCCGUUCCGAGAGGGAGAGGAUCGCUGCUACUGGCAAGACGCCUCACUAUGUGAGCAGACGCAAGUUGCGGGAGCUGCUGAGGGAGCAGCAGAUGCAGUCGAGGUCUUCUAAAAAGCAAACGCAGCACGAAGUUAAGGCAUGCAAAAAAACGCUUGCCAAAGAGCGCAAAAGGAAUUUCAUCCCUCAGCGGAGGGCUAAGUUCACAGAAAACGGGCAGUAA
Messenger RNA from Cyclospora cayetanensis, 969 nucleotides. RefSeq lists its product as uncharacterized. Bases 1 to 969 code for a protein of 322 amino acids. The transcript has a single exon. Gene Ontology annotation, cellular component: nucleolus; 90S preribosome. NCBI's taxonomy places the organism in Eukaryota, Apicomplexa, Conoidasida, Eucoccidiorida, Eimeriidae. The record is from RefSeq and is a predicted model, not a curated record. Gene Ontology annotation, biological process: maturation of SSU-rRNA from tricistronic rRNA transcript (SSU-rRNA, 5.8S rRNA, LSU-rRNA).